Molecule: messenger RNA, 2018 nt
Organism: Pogoniulus pusillus (Red-fronted tinkerbird)
Lineage: Eukaryota; Metazoa; Chordata; Aves; Piciformes; Lybiidae
Gene: SERINC2
Product: serine incorporator 2
Exons: 10
Coding region: 63-1412 (449 amino acids)
Cellular component (GO): membrane
Source: RefSeq, a predicted model, not a curated record
GAGCCAGCGCCGCUGCGGGGAGCGGCCGGGAGCGGGGAGCCGGCGGCAGCCGCGGCCGUGCCAUGGGGGCCUGCCUCGGUGUCUGCUCCGUGCUCAGCUGCGUGUCCUGUCUCUGUGGCUCUGCACCAUGUCUGCUGUGUGGCUGCUGCCCCUCGGCCAAGAACUCCACCAUCUCACGCCUCCUCUUCACCUUCUUCCUCUUCCUUGGCACCCUUGUGUCCAUCAUCAUGAUAAUCCCUGGCGUGGAGAAGGAGCUGCACAAGCUGCCAGGCUUCUGUGAAGGCAGUGGCUCAGUGCUGGGCAUCCAGAGAAAUGUGAACUGUGAGAGCUUCCUGGGCCACAAGGCUGUGUACCGCAUGGGCUUCGCCAUGGCUGCCUUCUUCUUCCUCUUCGCUGCCAUCAUGCUCUGUGUGCGCAGCAGCAAGGACCCCCGAGCUGCCCUGCAGAAUGGAUUCUGGUUCUUCAAGUUCCUGGUGCUGGUGGGGAUCACAGUGGGAGCCUUCUACAUCCCUGAUGGGACCUUCACCUCAGUCUGGUUUUACUUCGGUGUGGUUGGUUCCUUCCUCUUCAUCCUCAUCCAGCUUGUCCUCCUCAUUGACUUUGCCCACUCCUGGAGCCAGCUGUGGCUGGGCAACGCGGAAGAGAGCAACGCCAAGGGCUGGUAUGCAGCCCUCUGCAUCAUCACCUUCAUCUUCUACGCCACCUCCAUCGCAGCCAUAGUGCUGCUCUACGUCUACUACACCAAGCCUGAGGGCUGCACGGAGGGCAAGGUCCUCAUCAGCAUCAACCUCAUCCUCUGCCUCAUUGUCUCUGCUGUCUCCAUCCUGCCCAAGGUGCAGGAUGCUCAGCCGCACUCGGGGCUGCUGCAGGCGUCCCUCAUCACCCUCUACACUGUCUAUGUCACCUGGGCUGCCCUGGCCAACGUGCCAACCCGGAGCUGCAACCCCACGCUGCUGGUGAGGAACAGCAACAGCUCAGCCGUGGCCACCCAGCCAGUGACAACCUGGUGGGAUGCCCCCAGCAUCGUGGGGCUGGUCAUCUUCAUCCUCUGCACCCUCUUCAUCAGCCUGCGCCGCUCAGACCACCGGCAGGUGAACAAGCUGAUGCUGACGGAGGAGCAGGGGGCAGGGGCCGAGGAGGGGGCGGUGGAGAGCAGCCCACACCGUGCCUAUGACAACGAGCAGGAGGGGGUCACCUACAGCUACAGCUUCUUCCACCUCUGCCUCCUCCUCGCUGCCCUCUACAUCAUGAUGACCCUCACCAACUGGUACAGGCCCGACGAGAGCCUGCAGGUGCUGUCCAGCCCCUGGACAGCAGUGUGGGUGAAGAUCUCCUCCAGCUGGGCUGGGCUCCUGCUCUACCUCUGGACCUUGGUGGCUCCGCUGGUGCUGCCAGACCGGGACUUCAGCUAAGGUGGUCCCUGGGCAUCCUACUGCCAAGUUGGAACCAGUGUGGCCUUGUCUCAAUGCUGACAGCAGCCCCAGCUCUGCCCUAGCCUUAGGCCUGCAGGCAGGAGCAGCUGUGCUGGGUUGUGCCUUCUUGCAGGACUUCUCUUUUGGCUGGGAAGGGUUGAAGUGCCAAGCAGGGAGGGUCAGCACAGGCUGAGAAAGGCCUCUGGGUGUUUGUCAUCUCUCUGUCUCUCCAGUGCCUUUGGGGGUACCUGCACACCCUCUUCUAGCAGAGACCACCACCUAGCCUUGGGAGGGUUGGGCUUUCACCAGCUGCUGUUGGUGCCUUUUGGAGGGGCUCUGGGGACCAGGCUUGACCCAGGACCCAGGACCUAGGACCUGCCUGGUGUUCCCUCCCCAAAGAGCCUCCAGGGAAAUGAACCUCCAGGGAUUGUGGCUGGAGGCAGAUGUCCAUCUGCAGCCCCCCAGGCUUAGUGGUGGUCCCAGCUCCUCAGAGGCUCUCCUGCCCAGCUGUCCUUACAGUAUCAUGGAGUCUUGGGCUGGGUUUGCACAUGCUGUGCUGGCCUGGUCCCAUCACCUUGCCUUAGUAAUAAAGUCUUGUUUAGGAUA